CGAUUCUUACCUCGGUACCCCGACUCAGCUGCAUAUCCCUAGCGUUGUCAAAAAUGGACCCCCUCAGCUCAUGCGAGGCAAACAUCACCUGCACGACGUUUCACCCAAACUUGCCAAAAUGACGGGGUUCCAAGCAGGUCGUUCGGUCGGAAACCAUGACUAUACGUCCUCUACCGUAGUGAUUAUAGGGGCGGGCAUAUCUGGCCUCUGUAUGGCUAUUGAUGUUAUCAAGCGAAGCCAAUGCCGUAACAUCGUCAUUCUAGAGAAAGGCAGCCAGGUCGGAGGGACCUGGAGUGAUAACAGAUACCCUGGAUGCGCCUGUGACAUCUGGAGUACGUUGUACAGCUUCUCCUUUGAGCAGAAGACCGAUUGGACGAGAGAGUAUCCAGGUCAGGAAGAGAUUCGGGACUAUCUCCUUCACGUCGCGGAGAAAUAUGGUCUCUAUAAAUACAUCCGCUUCAACACAACCGUGCAAGAAGCUCGCUGGGAUGACAAACAGCUCAAGUGGAAGGUCAGCGUGGCCACAUCGGGGGCUAAAGACACACAGUUACACGAGUCAUACGACAUCACCACCGACUUCCUGGUAUCUGCAGUCGGUCAGCUCAAUGUGCCAAGUUGGCCCUCUAUUCCCGGUCUCGACGACUUCACCGGCAAAUUGAUGCAUUCUGCCCGGUGGGACUGGACAUAUGAUUUCACCGGAAAACGCGUCGCCAUCAUUGGAAAUGGCGCCACUUGCGCCCAAAUCGUCCCCGAACUGGCUAAAUCGGUCUCGCAAGUCACGGUGUACCAGCGGACCCCCAACUGGGUCAUCCCUCGGUAUGAUACGAGUGUCUCGUCUAUUCAAAGAUUCUUGCUCUCCUACGUGCCACCCAUCCGCUGGUGCAAACGCGCCCUCAUGAUGCAAGCUCGCGAGUUCAGCCAUGAUGCUAUCGCGAAGUCCGACUCGGCAAUGGCAGGGUUAAUACGCAAAAUGGCCAUCAAUGCCAUGAAAAGCCAGCUGUGUGAUAAGCCCGAGCUGUGGGACAAGCUGACCCCAGAUUACUCGCCUGGCUGCAAGCGUGUCAUUCCAUCGGACGACUACUUCCCCGCAUUGAACCAGAAGAAUGUGCAUCUCGAGACACGACCGAUCCAGCGCGUUACCGAGUCUGGAAUCGAAACAACUGAUGGCGCCCUCCAAGAAUAUGAUUUCAUCGUUGCUGCGACGGGAUUCCGCUCAGUCGAGUUUAUGCAUCCGAUCCAGGUGUACGGGCGAAACGGACGUCCGGUGUCAGAUGUAUGGAAGGAUGGGGCUGCAGCCUACUACGGUGUCACAGUUGAGGACCUCCCCAACUUUGGCAUGCUAUACGGACCGAACACGAAUCUAGGACAUAACUCGAUCAUUUUGAUGAUUGAGGCACAGUCGCGUUACCUGACCACGCUGAUCGGUGAGGUCGUGCGUGCCAAGGCUCGUAGCGACUCGCUGGUCUUGCAGCCCCGGGCAGAUGUAGUGGCUGCGUUCAAUGAUCGCCUCCAGAAAGAGUUAGAGGGUAGUACCUUCGCCGACCCGCAGUGCCAUAGCUGGUAUAAACUGGAAAAUGGUCGGAUCACCAACAACUGGCCCGGCCGGGUGGUCCAGUAUCAGAAGGACUUGUCACGGGUGCAAUGGGAGGAUUACCUCGUUGAGGGGACGGGCAAGUCCGUGGUGGAGCGCAAGAAAACGACCAAUAUCGGUCGCGUCCAGGAGGAAUUGCCUGUUCGUUCCUCAACAUUGGUGCUGGGCGCUUUGGGAGCGGUCCUUGCGGUGGGCGGGUACUAUAUGAAUGGACCGAAGGCUUUGCUGCAGCGACGCCGUUGACCAUUUUUCGCUUUCUACAUAUCCUCUAUGGCACUCAGAUUGUUCAGCACAUAUUCGCGAGUGGUCCACCGUUCUCCGUCUCGGUUAUCGGAAGUAAAUAGCGUGUUAAUUUCAUGUUACAUAUUCACCAAUUUCACAUUGUAUCCGCUGUCUCACUUGGUCAAUCCAUGUCCACGGACUGCUGCAGGGGUUUUGGCAUGGGAUGUUGGUAUGCAGCAUCGUAAUAUGAGUUAGCAAGGGAUCAUUCAGUGCUCUUCAGGCGGAAAUGAAACUCGUGUAACUUUUCCACGGCAUGGCGCUUGCCUAGGGAAUUCACAUCAGAUCUCAUCCAUGAGGACGUUCCUGCAGUAUCCCGGUUCGGGCCUUGAUCAGAUAACUUUAACCUGAUGAGAUGGGGCUAUAUUUAGAUAUGUUCGGGUCGUUUACGCAAUGUGAUGUUGCAAUUUUGACAAUGGAUGUUUGGAUGUCCAGAGCAUCUGCAAUGAUGGAUAUAUAUUUGCGAAGUUACUGGAGUAUCCUCGUUAAUCCCCGUUGCACUUCCAGUUCUCGAACAAGUUCCAAGUAAAUUCCCUUCCGAGGAUAGAUUUUGCAUAUUGCCUGUGAAGUUCGUGCAUGUCAUACACAUCUAUUUCGAUAGAGACAAUCUAUCUCGAAUCGUAUACUCCAUACCAUACAACUGACAGA
Aspergillus pseudotamarii is the source of this 2518-nucleotide messenger RNA. RefSeq names its product flavin-containing monooxygenase. The record is from RefSeq and is a predicted model, not a curated record. Bases 71 to 1834 code for a protein of 587 amino acids. Gene Ontology annotation, molecular function: NADP binding; N,N-dimethylaniline monooxygenase activity; flavin adenine dinucleotide binding. NCBI's taxonomy places the organism in Eukaryota, Fungi, Ascomycota, Eurotiomycetes, Eurotiales, Aspergillaceae. The transcript has 6 exons.